ACCCAUGCCCGAUGUUCGACACUGAUUGGUCGCGGAUGAUGUCACGUGAUUAAGAACGUGGCUCACAGCAGAAUCCGGAAAUAUUAGGAUUUAGGGGCCAACGGUAUCCAUCUUACCCCAUAGUACUGUAGUAUAAAUAUAAUUUCGGUUUAAAAAUGGCAAAAACAAAACCCGAAGUUAAACCUGAGAUUGCAACUGAUUCAACGAAUGUAACUCGUAAAAGAGCAAACGUGGAAGCGGCCGAUAAAGACGAUUUAAACAAUACAAAAGCAACGCCAAACAAGAAAAAGGCUGCAGUGUCUGCCAAAGGAAAAGUUACUCGUCAGAAAGAACAGAAACGAGAGAGGCGAGACGAUAGAUUAAGGGAAAAAAGAAAAAAAGAUAAUGUUCAAUCUUGCGUGAAGCAAGUUUGGUUGGCGAUACGACCGUUGUGCAGGCGACAUCCACUGGCCGUUAUAUUGUCGGUUGGUUUUGUUUUAAUUUCUGGAGCGCUCUAUUUUGCCUCGGAUUCGUUGGAUCAAAGAAAUCAAAUAAAACACCCGCCCGUUACUGAUAAGGUGACAUUAAAAAUAUCGGUGGAAGGCGGGAAAACAGGGGAACUGGUGUUUGGUUUAUAUGGAAAGUCGUGUCCGCUUACCGUGGAAAACUUUGUUAAAUUGGCAACCCAUGAGAAAGGAUACGGAUAUAAGGGCUCGAAGUUCUAUCUCUUGGUUCCAGGACAUAUGAUAAUGGGUGGCGACAUAAUAAAUAACAACGGUACGAGCGGACGGAGUGCAUUAGACGUUCCGUUUGAGAAUGAAAAUCUUAAGCUUCGCCACUUAUCGGCUGGUACAUUAGCUACUGUGGGUUUAAAGAAUAACUCGGACAGCAAGUUCAACUCUCAGUUUUACAUCACGUUCGGUCCUUCAACUUCAUUCGAUGGAACAAGUGUUGUAUUCGGGCGAGUGUUGGAAGGUUUAGAUUUCCUUGCCUACCUUGAGCGGCUUACUGUAACCAAAGAGAUGGCUCCUGUAAACGAUAUUGUUGUUGUGGAUGGUAGCCAUGAGAAGGCAAGCGGAUGACGUGUGUACAUACAAGUCAGGGUGCGGGAGGGGGGGGAUAUAUUAGGUUGGUGGGACUUGUAGCUACUUCAACAAGGAUCUCCAUUCAUGGAAUCUAACAUGUUCGGGUUACCGAAUAUAGAUGAUGUUUAUUGGUGCCGAGUUUUUGGACUUUGAUGGACAAUUGUUGCAUCAGCAAUUUUUAUGAACACCUAUUUUAAAGUUUGUUUGGCCUCAAACUUAACAUGACCUUGAAAAUGUAGUGCAUGAAUGUCCCUAAAUUUUUAAUUCUUGGUGUUAUGUGGGUUAUAUAUGCUUAUAAGGUAUACGUUUAACUGAUGCGGCAUUAUUACCAACAGUUGACCUGUUACUAUGUGUGUAUUUUUAUUAUUCAGGAUGUGGUAAUACCUUUUCCAAGUCAUAAAUAUAUUCAUGGUAACCCA
Messenger RNA from Ciona intestinalis (vase tunicate), 1483 nucleotides. Lineage: Eukaryota; Metazoa; Chordata; Ascidiacea; Phlebobranchia; Cionidae. The record is from RefSeq and is a predicted model, not a curated record.